AUGAAUAUACCUAAAGACAAUAUUAAUAAUAGAUUAAAUGUGACACUAGAAGUUGGUAAGGAUAAAAAAUUAAAAGUCGUGAAAACAUUUAUGAAUAAUAGCUUAGAUAAUGUUAACUCAAGAAUAAAUAAUCAAUCAGGAAAUUCAUUUUUAAAUAUUGAGAAUUACGAAAAAGGUUUAAAAAUUUAUUUAGGUCAUUUUAAAAAAAAUUUUGAUAAAUUUCAAGAAAAUAAUAUUUAUAAUGUAUAUAAUAUUAAUGAAAUCAAAGAAAAGAUGGAUGAAGAAAUUUCUGAUGUGAUGAAUUUAAUUAAUGUUGAUUAUGAUUAUGCUUACCGUUUUUUAAAAGCAUACAAUUUUAAUUCUAAUUAUUUAAUUGAGGAAUGGUUUAAGAAUUUUAAAAAUGUUUUAUCAAAAUCUGAAUUUUCUCAUUUAAAAGAAGAUAUUUUUGAGAAUCCAAAUUAUAAUUUACUUAGUAAGGAAAAUGAUACAGUUAAUAUAAAAGAGUUAGAUAAAGAUAAUUCAUCACAUAUAUCUAAUCAUAAUAACAAUUUCAAACAAGAAAAAUUUAUUUGUCCCAUUUUAUUAUUAGAAUGUGAUAUUAUAGAUACUUAUGCAUUAAAAUGUGGUCAUAGAUAUUCAAAAGAAUGUUGGUUAUGUUAUUUAAAAAUUUCAUUAAAUGAAGAUUUUGAAGAGAAUGUUAUUCAAAAGAAAUGCAUGGACACCGAAUGUAAAGAAUUAAUCAAAAAAGAAGAUUGGAAACAAAUAUGUGAUGAAAAAUUAUAUGAAAAAUAUGAAAAGAUUUUAUUAAAUAUUUAUAUAAAUAAAAAUUAUAAUUUAAAAAAAUGUCCUAAUAAAAAUUGUGAUUAUAUUAUUGAAUCUAUUAUGCUGAAAAAUAAUAACGUUAUUUGCAAAUGUGGCUACAAUUUUUGUUUUAUUUGUUCUUACGAAUUUCACAGACCUGUUACAUGUUCUAUUAUUAAAAAAUGGUAUGAUUUAGAAAAAAAAGAUGAUAAUAACAUAAAAUGGAUAAAUAUUCAUACAAAAAAAUGUCCUAAUUGUAAUGGGUCUAUUGAAAAAACCUCAGGUUGCAUGCAUAUGAAAUGUAUUUGUGGUUAUGAUUUUUGUUGGCUAUGUUUAGAAGAAUGGAAAAAUCACAAAGGUGGAUUUUAUAAAUGUAACAAAUAUUUGGAAGAAAUAAAGUCUAAUGAAAAUGAAAUAAAUAAAGAAAAAGAAGAAAAAAAAAAUUCUAACAAUAUUCUUAAUAAGUAUAAUCAUUAUAAAACAAGAUUUGAUGCACAUCACUACGGAGAAAACUUCUCUAUUAAAACACAGCUUCUUUUUUUAUAUAAUUUCUGUGAAUCAAAUAAUUUAGAAACACAAAAAUUUGAGAACUUUGAAGAUGCUAUAAUACAAACAAUUAAAUGCAGAAAAAUAUUAAAAUGGUCUUAUGCUUAUGCUUAUUUUUCAAAUUGGAAAGAUGAAAAUCAAAAGUAUUUUUUUGAAUAUCAUCAAGGAGAAUUAGAGAGAAAUUUAGAAAUUUUACAAAGAAAAACAGAGAGCAUAAAUUUAGAUCAAUUUAUUAAAAAUAGAGAAAACAAAAAUAUAAUAGUAAUUCAAGAAUUAACAAAAACGGUUGAUGCAUUUUUUAAAAAUAUUUGUGAAUUUAUUGAAAAUGAUUUUACCAAUUAA
Messenger RNA from Plasmodium gallinaceum, 1689 nucleotides. Its product is annotated as IBR domain protein, putative. NCBI's taxonomy places the organism in Eukaryota, Apicomplexa, Aconoidasida, Haemosporida, Plasmodiidae. The transcript has a single exon. Gene Ontology annotation, molecular function: ubiquitin protein ligase activity; ubiquitin conjugating enzyme binding; zinc ion binding. The record is from RefSeq and is a predicted model, not a curated record. Gene Ontology annotation, biological process: protein polyubiquitination; positive regulation of proteasomal ubiquitin-dependent protein catabolic process; ubiquitin-dependent protein catabolic process. Gene Ontology annotation, cellular component: cytoplasm; ubiquitin ligase complex. Bases 1 to 1689 code for a protein of 562 amino acids.